AUGUCAGAUAAGCUGGAAUUUUUAAAAGUCUUUCCAAUUCUCGCUGAAGAAUUUCUUGACAUAGCGCGGGAGUAUAAAUUUCCUGCGGCGUCUGUCGAAUGGAUAAAGAAAAAUAUUUACCACAAUGUUCCUGGAGGAAAAUUGAAUCGUGGUUUAUCUGUCGUUGAUACCUUAAAAAUUAUAAAAAAUAACCAAGUUUCCGACGAGGAACUUUUUAAAGCCCAAGUUCUAGGCUGGUGUGUAGAAUGGCUACAAGCGUUUUUCCUUGUAGCUGAUGAUAUAAUGGAUCAAUCAAUUACACGCCGUGAUAAUCCUUGUUGGUAUCGUAUGGAUGGUGUUGGUAAUAUUGCCAUCAAUGAUUCCUUUAUUCUCGAAUCAGCUAUUUAUUUCUUCUUGAAAAAGCAUUUUCGCGAUGAACCAUAUUAUAUCAAUUUAAUUGAAUUAUUUCACGAGGUCACUUUACAGACAGAAUUUGGCCAAUUGCAGGACCUGCUCACUGCUCCCGAGGAUCAUGUUGAUUUGAACAAUUUUAUGGCAUUGGCUAUGCGAAUGGCUGGUAUUGAAGAAGAAUUAGCAUAUAAGCACGCCAAAGAUAUUCUUAUAGUUUUGGGCGAAUAUUUUCAAGUUCAAGACGAUUAUCUUGAUUGUUAUGGUGACCCCAGUUUUAUUGGGAAAAUAGGUACUGAUAUUGAAGAUAACAAAUGUUCAUGGCUUAUCAAUCAAGCAUUGGAUAGAGCCUCUUCUGAACAACGUAAACUCUUGGAUGAAAACUAUGGCAAGAAAAAUCCCGAAAGUGUCGCGAUUGUCAAAAAAAUCUACCGAGAUCUCGAGCUCGAAGCACUUUUCAAAAAGUACGAACAAGACUCUUAUUCACGUAUUAACGAUCUUAUUUCGCAAUUGGACGAGUCUUUGAUAAACCGUGAAAUUUUCACCACAUUUAUGGGCAAAAUUUACAAGAGAACAAAAUAA
This is a messenger RNA of Ambispora leptoticha, 969 nucleotides long. NCBI's taxonomy places the organism in Eukaryota, Fungi, Glomeromycota, Glomeromycetes, Archaeosporales, Ambisporaceae. The record is from the annotation of a GenBank genome assembly.